GAAUGUCCGAGCAGAACAGCACCCAGGAUGGCGAGGCGGAGGCCCAGCACAGCCUGUCGAUGCCCUUCUUGAUGGUGCUGGUCUUCUUCGGUAUGGGCCUGGUGGGAUUCCUCAUUUGCCACGUCCUCAAGAAGAAGGGCUACCGCUGCCGGACCUACCGUGAUGAGCUCGACUUGGUCAACAAGGAGCCGCUGACACAGCUGCAGAAUGAUGAGGACGAGGAGAUGAAUGACGACACAGUGGAGAAGAUCGUGAAGUGUAUCAUUCAGAAUGAAGCAAAUGUGGAGGUCCUGAAGGAGAUGCUGGGGGAACGCGACGCUGAGCUGGCAGGUUCCAUGGUAGUCCCCGUGCCCAGCCUCUGUCCCCAUCGCAACAGCCAAGAUGGCGGCGUGCCCCAUCACCACACUGUGCAUCUGGGAUCUGCCCAGGCCCCAUGCAUGCACUGCAGUCAGAAGAAGAGACGCCCGCUGCAUCGCCAGGGCCGGUCCAAGGAGGGCAAAAGCAAGAUGCAUCCUGGAGAGACCACUGUCUUCUCUGUUGGCAGAUUCCAUGUCACCCAUAUUGGGAAGAAACCUGCUUCCCAUGGCUCAAAGGAAGAGUCCCUUCCUGAUAGCAACCAAGAUCUUGGCUCUGGUGACUUAGACCGUGAGACUCGGGAGGGGUCUCAGAAUGGAAUAGUCCUCAUGGACCGUCUUCAGCAUGGAAGAUUCCAGGAGGCAGCAGGUGCUCGGAGUGACAGAGGACCAAAGAAAGCCCGUAAAGACAACACUCAAGGAGAGAGUCUCUUGAAUGCAACAUCCAAUUUAGAAGUUUCCAAGAAUGGACCGGAGAGGAAAAAACACCCUAGGACAGGCUCACUGCCAGAGGCUGACCAGAAAACUGGACCCUUCAAGCUGGACUCCCCUGACUUCCGAGAGGCCGGGCAGGGCGGAUCUGACUUGCAACCACGCCACCCAGCCUUUCCGAAGAGCAGAGCUCAACGGCGCAAGACCCAGGAGGAUCUGUGUGACGAAGCAUCCCAGGCGCGGAAGGUCUCGCCUCCUGGCACAGGAAAGCAACGCUGCCUCCUUGCUGCCGCCAUCGCUGCCACUCUGUAUCUUCCAGCCAACCACCCGUUCUCUCUUAGAACAGCCCUGGGCGCCCUGGCCCUGUAG
Molecule: messenger RNA, 1154 nt
Organism: Euleptes europaea (tarantolino)
Lineage: Eukaryota; Metazoa; Chordata; Lepidosauria; Squamata; Sphaerodactylidae
Gene: RELL2
Product: RELT like 2
Exons: 8
Coding region: 3-1154 (383 amino acids)
Biological process (GO): positive regulation of p38MAPK cascade; positive regulation of cell-substrate adhesion
Source: RefSeq, a predicted model, not a curated record